Molecule: messenger RNA, 2083 nt
Organism: Sus scrofa (pig)
Lineage: Eukaryota; Metazoa; Chordata; Mammalia; Artiodactyla; Suidae
Source: RefSeq, a predicted model, not a curated record
AUGGCGCGUGUCACAGUGCGCGUGCUGGUGUCCGCGUGCCGUGCAGGACGGGGGAGGGGCGCGCCGCCCUGGCAGGGGCGCGCGCAGGCGCACAGCGCGGCAGCCGGGCCACGGCCGCCGCAGAGCGCCGGGGGCGGGAGGAGUGAACCAAGGAGGCCAUGGCCGCCGCCGGCUGCUGAGGAGCUCGGCCCGCGAGCGCCUGCCGCCGCGGACGAUGGUGACCACACGGGUCGGGUCGCUGCCGCCGCCGCUGCCGCCGCCUCCCAAAACGCAGCAUCUAAGGCCCGGCGUGGAGGAGCCGCCGCUGUGAGCCGCGCCGUCCCGGUCCCCGCCGCUGCCGCCCGAGGAGAACGGGAGGGUCGGCGAGAGAGCCGGGGAAUUGCGGAGCCCGUCCGUUCGCCGCGGUGCUGCCCCGCAGGGAGGGAGGCCGCAGCCCGAGAUUGGAUUGGACAGAGGGAUGCAAUUGAUGUUCUUCAGCAGAUGAGAAGAGGAAGAGCUAUGACUUUAAAAACUUAAAUUUUUCAUAUUGUUCAGGAUGAUUUGUUUGAUAUCUUUAUAUUCAAAACCAAAAUGUAGUGUUUUCAGGAAAGUGUAGAAUGAGGCCCCCCCUGUGUUUGCUAACCCAGAAACAUGAAUGGUGAAUUGUGUUAUACUUGUACAGGACAUUCUUGUGUCCGUAAGUAGCAAUUUGCUGCUUCCAAGCCUGGGAAAGUCAUUUAAUUAAAUGGUGUGAUCCUGUUUUUGGUUAGCUUUUGUUGAGCCUUUUUAUCCGUUAUUGAAAAGAAAGUAUGGAUUUUUUUUUUUUUUAAGCUCUUUUACUUUGUAAAGCAUCUUUAACUUUGAGUCACAUUUAGUUUCCAUUACUUGCUGAGACAGUUUGCCCUAGUGUAACUUUCCUAGUAGUUUAAACAUUUCAAGGAGGAGAUUUAAAAAUCUUGCAUGGGAGGUAAAGUAUAUGUGAGUGAACAAGGCAGGAAAUAUCACAUGUAUGGCUUUAGAGAGUGUCAAGCCUUUGGAUUUUCUUUGCCGUCACCUCUUCUGCUUAUUUUUGAGGAUUGUUUAGUGUUGUGUUGGUUUUAAGAGAAUUUGAGCUCCUUCUCACUUAGAAUGUGCUCUUCAGCUCUGUCCAACAAUAAAUCUAAGAGAAAGAUAAAUUGGGCUUGAACCAGACAUCUUAGAGAUAUAAUAAUGUCUCAGUCUAAGAGAGAAAACUCCAUUUUUAUUUCAUGUUUUUAAUUUAGUGAUUUGUCAGAUGUGAAUGAUAGCAGGUAUCUGCAAAUAAGAUAUAUUUCAACAGUUUAGGUAUUGGUUUAGUAUGUCGUACUCGAGUGUAGUGUAUGUAUUUAUUUAGGUAUUUAUGGAUUAAGGAUGAUCACAACCCUAUCGUAUGGCACUUCUACCGUGAAGGAUUCAAAAUGUUUUUGUUUUUUUUUUCCUCUUUCAAUUCUUACGGGUAACAUUUUAGAUUUGGUGUUCCGUGUUUUAAAUUUGUUUCUUCCACGUCCCUAUACGUGACCACCUUGCCAGUGACUUACUGAAAUACCACUCAUAUAUGGAAAUAAAUGAAACAUUUAGUCAGCAAUAUAUUUGUUAUUAAAAGGGCAUAUUUCUUUCUCCCCAAGGUCCUUCUUAAGAAUUCAGACAUUUGAGCCUUGAGUUUACCAGGCAAUAGAGUUUAGGGAUCUGUCUUGGAUAUUCUUCAGUAUUAAUAGCUUGAGGGACACAAGAUUUUCUUUUUAUUCUUGUUCUGUUAGUGAGGCAGGAGUAUUGGUAAUUAAGAGCUAACUUACCAUUCUGCUAAUGGUUUUUUGUAACAAGGAUAUGGCCCUCUGUAAGAAUUAAGGGGAUUUUUUUUUUUCCCCCGUAGCAGUCUGGGUCUUGAUUGACUAAUGCAGGAUUGAAUAUUUUGUUUAAUUUUUUUUCUUUACCUCUGUGAGAGCUACAAUAAAUAGUGAAAGUGGGCACAUUUAAAAAUAACAAAAUAUGGGAGUUCCCAUUGUGGUACAGCGGGAGCGAAUCCAGCUAGUAUCCAUGAGGAUGCAGGUUUCAUCCCUGGCCUCACUCCGUGGGUCAAGGAUCCAUU